AUGGAUGAAACUUCUCUCGACGAGAUCGACUUCAUCGACAAGCAGGUCGAUGAAAUACACAAGGCGUUCCAAAAGGAGCAUUCCUACCUUGAAGUUACCUGGCCUUCGGGUCAGAACUCCCAUCCAUAUGUUAGCGACAAUUGCUACGACCUCGAGAUGAGCGUGGUCAUCGAAAUCAGACGACGUCUGUGCAAGUUUCGGGCCGCGUUCGCAAGGCUGCACGCAGCGCGUGCAGCAUCACCAUCACGACAAGGGCCGUCAAAGCUCCCUGAAUUGACGCUUCCCACUUUCGCGGGUCGCUAUGAAGCGUGGCCUGCGUUUUGCGAGCUUUUCAAAUCAAUAAUCAUCGAUAAUCACCGAUUAUCUGAUGUGGAGAGGCUGCAUUACUUGAGGUCGAGCCUCCAAGGGGAGUCGCUACGCGCCAUCUCCAACCUGCCGGCGACAGGAGAAUCCUUCCCAAUUGCUUGGAAGAAUUUAAAGCUACGCUUUGAGAACAAGAGAAUCAUCGUACAAUCUCUGCUUGACAAGCUCAGUGCGACAUCACCAGUGCAACAGAAGAGCGCAAUGGUUCUCCACAACGUGGCGGCCAAUUUGCGCGAUUUUAACACCUCGUUGCGCGCUCUUGCUUCAACCGACGAGUUGUGGAAUUGCACACUCAUCCAUCACAUCUCUCGUAGUCUUGACAAGACUACGCGAGAGGCUUGGGAAACCAGCCUAGGAAACUCUGAAGAAUUUCCGAAGCCAGAGCAACUGGAGGCGUUCCUGACGACCAAGGCACGGGCUCUAGAAAGGGUUGAAACGCCAACGGCCAACAAUCAGCCUGCUCAACCUCAGGCAAAGGCGAAACCAACAGGUCAACGACCUGCCUUGACAACACAGGCUAACACCAUCACAAGAGCAGCCGCACACGCCUAUCCGUGCGACUGUUGUCAGGCCGACCACUUCAUUGUGUCAUGCACAAAGUUCAGGUCGAUGCCUGUACCAGAAAGACGAAGUCUAGUGGACAAACUGUCUCUGUGCAGAAAUUGUUGCGGCCGUCACACCACUGCGAAUUGCAAGUCUGAACACCGUUGCAAACAGUGUGGACGGCCUCAUCACACAAUUCUACACCUGGCUGCAACGCAGCCACAGACCACAGCCAAGCCUGCGGCAACACAAGAGAAUCCGACAACGUCUACAACCGCCAACACAAACGAUCAACGAUCAAGCUCGCUUGCGACGCAAGCCGAGCUAACGCUGUUAGCAACAGCACAUGCACAAGUCAUCACCUCAUCCACGACCUACAACGCAAGGCUGCUCGUCGACUCCGGAUCGGAGCUCAGUUUCGUUUCUGAAGAUCUCGUCGAACAGCUAGGACUUCAACGCACUCAAUCUUCAAUCUCCAUCACUGGCAUUGGUGGCAAGAAAUCAACACAAACUCGAGGUAUUGUAUCACUACAUUUACAAUCUCUUUACAAUACCUCAUCGAUCUCAAUACAAACUCAUGUGUUGCGCACUCUAACCACAAUUUUGCCGUCUUCUGAGGCACCCCAGCAAGACUGGCCACAUCUCAAUCGUCUCAAGUUGGCAGAUCCUGAGUUUUACAAACCACGACCCAUUGACGUCAUCAUCGGUGCCGACAAUUAUGGACGAAUUAUAAAAUCAAAUGUAAUUAAAGGUUCGCCAUCAAUGCCAGUCGCCCAGCUCUCAAUAUUCGGAUGGCUCGUUAUUGGACCAGCAAGGAGGCGUCAAGCUCGUGCUUAUUCAUCAUUUAAUGCAUCAAUCUCUCAAGACAGCGACGCUGCUCUGAGAGAACUGCUGACGAAAUUCUGGAUUCAAGAGGAGCUUCCAACGGAAAACACAUCUCAACUCACACCGGACGAACAAGAGUGUGAAGAUCACUUUCGUGCAACGCACAGCCGUGAUUCUACUGGGCGAUACGUGGUGCGUAUUCCUCUCAAAACUAAAGUCUUGGGUACCUCUUACAGCACAGCUCGCUCCUGCCUGCGACGCACGCUCAGCAAGCUCACUCGAAAUCCUGAGUACCGUGAGCAAUAUCAGCGGUUCAUGAUGGAGUACGAGGACCUCGGUCACAUGAAGAAGGCUUCUUCAAUCUCGCCCAACGACUCUUCAAUUUACUAUCUUCCACAUCACGGAGUUUUCAAGCCUGACAGUGAAACAACAAAGCUGCGGGUCGUCUUCAAUGGCUCAAGUCCAACAACAACUGGACUUUCUGUCAACGACAUCAUGCACACUGGUGCGAAUCUCCUGCUGAAUAUCAACGACGUUUUGCUGUGGAUUAGCCAUCACAAAUGCAUAUUCGCCACGGACAUCACAAAGAUGUAUCGUCAAGUACGAGUACAUGAAGACGAUUGGAAUCUCCAACGGAUACUCUGGAUAGAUGAGGAAUCAAAUGAAGUCCCAUACACACUGACAACAGUCACCUACGGUACCAAAGCUGCACCAUUUCUUGCUGUCAGAGCCCUGUUGCAACUUGCAGAGGACGAGGGUCAACGUUACCCACUGGCAGUACCAUCAAUCAAAUAUGCAAGGUAUGUCGACGACAUAUUUGGUGGUGCAGAUUCUCUUGAUUCGUUAAUUGAAAUUGCUUCACAAUUAACUGACUUGUGCAACGCGGGCGGUUUCCCUCUUGCAAAGUGGCACUCAAACGAAGCCUCUCUGCUUGAAACCAUCGUGUCUUGCAAUAAUUCUCAAGGUACAUCAAUCUCACUAGACGACUGCAAUACCAAAAUACUCGGAUUGCGAUGGAACACUGUCAACGAUAGUUUCACAUUCACUACUAAAUCUCACCACAAUCUCAAUUUUACAAAACGCCUUGUAUUAUCUGAAGUAGCACAGAUAUUUGAUCCGCUUGGCUUUUUGUCACCAGUCAUUAUUCGAGCGAAGGUACUCCUGCAAGAAUUAUGGCUUCUCAAUCUCAAAUGGGAUGAUCCACUGCCAUCCCAUGUUACUAUACGAUGGAUUGCGAUCAGAGAAGAUCUCACAAGUCUGGCCAGACUCUCAAUACCAAGGUGGUUCAACACCUACAACAAUUCUACAGUGGAAUUACACGGCUUCUCUGACGCUUCACAACUCGCCAUGGCAGCAGUAAUUUACAUUACUGUUUUUUCGCCGUCCACAGAUCUCAAGGUGACGUCACUGGUGUGCUCCAAGACAAAGGUCGCACCUCUCAAAAAACUUACAAUUCCCCGACUCGAGCUCACAGCUGCGCUGAUACUUGCAAAAUUACUGAAAUACGUUCAAGCUAAUCUCAAACUCAACAUUGCUACAAUUCACCUGUGGACGGAUUCUCAAGUAACACUUACAUGGAUCAAAUCUCACGCAUCACGAUGGAAAGAUUACGUCAGGAAUCGUGUAACACAAAUUCAAGAACUAACGCAAACUGCAAUUUGGAUGCACGUUCCUGGCACAUCAAAUCCUGCUGAUUGCGCUUCAAGAGGAUUGACUACAACUCAGCUUGAACAACACGAGCUAUGGUGGAGGGGACCACCGUGGCUUUUACAAUCUCAAGAAUCAUGGCCUGUACAACGCAAUGCAUCUGACGACACUUGCCUGCAGGAGUGUCGUCCAGGAAUCUCGCACGUGUUAACGUGCCAAAAAAUCGAUUAUCACUGGGACUUGAUUCACAAAUAUUCAUCUUUGCAAAAACUUUUUCAUGUUACCUCAGUUUGUUACAGGUUCAUCUCCAAACUGAGAAGGACAACUGCUUCAACGAGGCUCUCGAACACACCAGCUGAUUUGGAAAGGGCCAAAAUCUUCUGGAUCAAGGCCACACAAUCAGCAUACUUCUCACACGAGCUCAAGAUGAUGGUCAACAACCAAACGCUACCAUCGUCCCACGCCUUCAAUCGACUCACGGCCUUCAUCGACAAUCAAGGGGUUAUUCGAGUUGGAGGAAGACUCAGCAACGCUCAGUUAACCUACGAAGUUCAUUUGGAAUUGGUCACCGACUAUUCAACGGAUGGAUUCGUUGCUACGUACCGACGGUUCGCUGCAAGAAGAGGCAUUCCACAUACAAUCUACUCCGACUGCGGAACGAACUUCAUCGGAGCAGAUUCAGCAUUGAAAUCAAUGUUCGUCGAGGGCACUCAAGACAAUCAACGAUUGGCCAAGCUGUUCGUCAACGACCACACAACUUGGAGUUUCAAUCCACCUGCUGCACCGCACAUGGAAGGAAAGUGGGAGGCAGUGGUCAAGUCCGUCAAAUAUCACCUCAGACGCCAACAUCUCACCGAGAGCCAGGUGGCAUCUCAUACAACAGAAGUUACAACAGUUCUGGAAGCGCUGCACAUCUCAACACCUACAACGGAUGCAAUCAAUCUUGAAGUGGCAUCACCCUUCCAACAACAUCCACGUUGGAUCUCUGGUGCUGCUUACAGACGAGCGCUUCCCACCAUGCAAGUGGCCUCUUGCUCGAGUGCUCGCAGUUCACCCUGGACCAGAUGGACUGACGAGGGUCGUCACGAUCAAGACGGCCACCUCAACUCUAACGCGGCCAGUUGCAAAAUUGGCACUACUUCCAGUUGCAGAGCAGAACACAUCACCAUCUUCUACGAGCUGCUGAUGGCGGGCGGAAUGUUCGAAAAUGCAUUAAUGUAA
Molecule: messenger RNA, 4599 nt
Organism: Osmia lignaria (orchard mason bee)
Lineage: Eukaryota; Metazoa; Arthropoda; Insecta; Hymenoptera; Megachilidae
Source: RefSeq, a predicted model, not a curated record